Messenger RNA from Opisthorchis viverrini, 1425 nucleotides. RefSeq lists its product as hypothetical. Gene Ontology annotation, biological process: phosphatidic acid biosynthetic process. Gene Ontology annotation, cellular component: endoplasmic reticulum. NCBI's taxonomy places the organism in Eukaryota, Metazoa, Platyhelminthes, Trematoda, Opisthorchiida, Opisthorchiidae. The record is from RefSeq and is a predicted model, not a curated record. The coding region runs from base 1 to 837 and encodes 278 amino acids. The transcript is spliced from 5 exons. Gene Ontology annotation, molecular function: 1-acylglycerol-3-phosphate O-acyltransferase activity.
AUGCUGGCUUCAGUUUUUCUCUACACUUGCUUGGGAUUCGUUGCGUUAUGUGCUGCCUACAGAGUGCCCAAAGUUAAAUUUUAUUUGAAAUAUAUAAUAUUUUGCGGUGUGAUAUCCAUCGGGUCGCUGUAUUAUAUCAUAGAGUUCAGCAUCCGUGGUCGAGAUUACAAAAACGCGUGGCGGUUCAGACGUUUGUUUCAAAUAGCUGGGAACCUUAUUGGAUUAAAACCGAUAGUCAAAGAUUCACAUUAUUUAACCAUGGAAAAGCCGUGCAUAUAUGUUGCUAAUCAUCAGAGUAUCAUCGACGUUGCCAGUGAGGCUGUUUUCGCAAUGUUCAAAUUCUCAGGUUUGGUGGAUGUAUGGCCAGAGCAGUGCACAAUCAUUUCAAAGGCGUCAAUGAAGUUUGCAGGUCCUGUAGGCGUCAUCACGUGGCUUUCUAAACUGAUCUAUAUUGAUCGAUCAAAGCAUAGUGACGCAGUAUCCAUAAUGAAAUAUGCUGCUACAGAGGCGCGAGAUGCGAAGGUUUCCGUGUACGUUUUCCCAGAAGGUACGCGGUCUUGUACAGGAACAAUGCUUCCAUUCAAAAAAGGUGCAUUUCAUCUGGCGAUUGAGACCCAGUUCCCAAUUCAGCCAAUUGUAAUAACACCGUACACGCGAUUCCUCGAUUUUGAAAACAAGCGAUUCGAUGAUGCUUCCUAUUACGUCCAAGUUCUGCCGCAAAUUAGUACCACAGGAAUGGAUAGCUCGAAUGUAGAUGCACUUCUGAACGAGACUCGCGAGAAGAUGUCCGCGUGUUUGGAGAAAUUGAAAACUAUGGAACUCCCAACACCCCCCUAAACCAGAUUGUUUAUGUCAGACAAGUAGCAGGGAUAAAGAAGCCGAGAUAAUCAUCGAAGACUUUUUUCAUGUGUUUCCUGCCGGGUAUUCGGUUUCAUUUUGUUUUUUCCUUUUAAACGUAUUUUGUGUAGAUCCACCUAUCCUUUCGUAGCUCAAUUGUUCCAACUCAUUUCAAAGGCAUUCCCCUAUGAUGGGUUUCUUCUGAUAAAUCAUGGCCAACAGAAUUCUUGUCCUAGUACAUUUAUUUCUUGUUGUUCUCAAUGCUGUUUUGUUAAACGACCGUUGGGACCUCGUCCGGGACACAAAGGCGGACAUAAUUCUUCUCUUCUCUGUUUGUGCCAUUAUGAAUUUGGCGGGGGAAACACCGUUCUCAUCAGACGACUAAGGAUCACUUGUGUGUUUUCGAACCACUGCAUCACACUGAGUACAUUCGCGAAACGAAUUCAGCUUCUUCAUCACUUGGAAAAUGUGAACUCAGUGGUCGAUACUCGAAAUCGCCUUACAUUUUUUGUCCUCGUCUCAGCGGCAUGACAGCGUGCCUGUUCUGUCGACAUGCGGACGCGAUCUUUGAGAACAAAUAGCCUGUCU